Messenger RNA from Andrographis paniculata, 1852 nucleotides. Its product is annotated as serine carboxypeptidase-like 50. The record is from RefSeq and is a predicted model, not a curated record. Bases 244 to 1578 code for a protein of 444 amino acids. Gene Ontology annotation, molecular function: serine-type carboxypeptidase activity. The transcript has 3 exons. NCBI's taxonomy places the organism in Eukaryota, Viridiplantae, Streptophyta, Magnoliopsida, Lamiales, Acanthaceae. Gene Ontology annotation, biological process: proteolysis.
CAGCAUGUCUUCUUCCUCGGAUUCUUCUGAAUCGUACUCAGAUUCCGAAUCCGAUUCCGAGGAUAAAAAGGGGAGCAGCAGGAGAAAGGGAAAGAGCAAGAGGCAGCAUAGCAGAAGGCGUUGAGGAUUUACAGUCGAACUUUAUAAGGUCCAAUCUCCUUCCACCAUCUGUUAAUGACAGACUCCUAAAGUGUCUUAAAGCAAGCAGACCAAAGUUUCCAGAACACAAUUCACAUUCAAGAAAUGGAAUCUCCGGUCAUCCUCCUCCUCCUACUCCUCGUCUCCGCCGCCGCCGCCGCCGUGUCCUAUCCAAAAGAAGCCCUCCCCACCAAAUCAGGCUACCUGAAGGUCAACUCCACUUCUGGCUCAUCCAUCUUCUACACUUUCUACGAAGCCCAGACUCAUGAGAAUCCCCCCACACCAACAAUCCCCAUCCUGAUUUGGCUCCAAGGCGGGCCGGGCUGCUCAUCCAUGCUGGCCAAUCUCUACGAGCUCGGGCCCUGGCUGGUCAACCAAGACCUCUCCCUGCAACCCAACCCUGCAGGUUCUUGGAACAGAAUCUUUGGCCUUCUCUUUCUCGACAGCCCCAUAGCCACUGGGUUCAGCUUUGCUGCUUCCCCUCAGGAGAUCCCCAGAGACCAGGACGGCGUCGCCACUCAUCUUUAUACAGCCAUCAACCAGUUCUUGGAUUUGGAUGUCGGGUUCAGGUCGAGGCCUGUUUACAUCACCGGCGAGAGCUAUGCCGGAAAGUAUGUGCCGUCGAUUGGGUACUACAUUCUCAGGAAGAACGCCGCUUUGCCUCCGGGGGAGGAAAGAAUCAAUUUGGGAGGUGUUGCAAUUGGGAACGGAUUAACAGAUCCUGAGAUUCAGGUGACUUCUCAUGCAGUUCAAGCAUACAAUUUGGGGCUAAUAAACGGCAAGCAGAAGGCCCUUCUGGAGGAGCUUCAAAGGCAGGCUGUCGAGCGCGUGAGACGCGGCGAAUGGGGCGCGGCUACGAACGCCCGAAAACGGGUGCUGAACGAAUUAACCAGAAUGACCGGUUUGGCUACAUUGUACGAUUUCAGGAGGUCGAUUCCUUACCAAGAUGAGUUAGUAGAGAAGUUUCUGAACAAUCCCGAAGCGAAGAAAGCGUUGGGGGCGAACGAAUCGGCGGUGUUCGAACUGUGCAGCGACGUCGUCGAGGAGGCGAUGAGCGAAGACGUGAUGAAGAGCGCGAGGUGGGAGAUGGAGUUCUUGGUCGAGAAGACGAAGGUGUUGUUGUAUCAGGGGCAGUGCGAUUUGAGGGACGGCGUGGUUUCGACUGUGGCGUGGAUGAAGGAGAUGAAGUGGGAAGGGGUCGACGAGUUCUUGGAGGCGGAGAGGAAGGUUUGGAGGGUGGAUGGGAAGCUCGCGGGGUAUGUGCAGAAAUGGCGCAACUUGAGCCAUGUCGUGGUGGUGAACGCCGGGCAUCUUGUCCCGACCGAUCAGCCGGUGAACUCGCAAGUUAUGAUACAAGAUUGGGUUUUGGAUCGGGGGUUGUUUCGGGGCGAUGAGGUUGGGGAAGUCGCGAAUGAUUUUGGAGGUACGGUGAUGUUGUAACUGUGGUUUGGUGUAUGUGUACGAGCAUGUUGGUUGAUUCCGUAAAAUAUAUAUAUAUAUAUAUAAUGAUUAGUGAUAUGCUAUCUUUUCGAGUUUAAGUUUUUUUAGGUGAAAUGGAUAUUUUAUAUAGUAUCAGAGCUGCAAUAUUUUUUAUUAGAGUCUUAUUGUCAUUCUUUCGUCGUGUACGUGGAAGAUUUGUAUAUGGCGUAAAUGUACCUUACGUAUUCCUUUAAGUUUAAAUUACUAGGUAAACUGAUCAAUAGAAAUGGAAAUA